Molecule: messenger RNA, 489 nt
Organism: Colletotrichum abscissum
Lineage: Eukaryota; Fungi; Ascomycota; Sordariomycetes; Glomerellales; Glomerellaceae
Product: cyclophilin type peptidyl-prolyl cis-trans isomerase/CLD
Exons: 2
Coding region: 1-489 (162 amino acids)
Biological process (GO): protein peptidyl-prolyl isomerization
Cellular component (GO): catalytic step 2 spliceosome
Molecular function (GO): peptidyl-prolyl cis-trans isomerase activity
Source: RefSeq, a predicted model, not a curated record
AUGACUACCAACGUCUCCCUCGAGACCUCAAUGGGCACAAUAAUCCUAGAGCUCUACACCGCCCACGCCCCCAAAACCUGCACAAACUUCGCAACCCUCGCAAAGAGAGGCUACUACAACAGCACCGUAAUCCAUCGCAUCAUCCCAAACUUCAUGAUCCAAGCCGGCGACCCGACGGGCACAGGCCGCGGCGGCACCUCAAUCUACGGCGAAAAGUUCGCAGACGAGAUCCACGCAGGCUUAAAACACACCGGCGCGGGGGUCCUCUCCAUGGCAAACGCGGGGCCCGACACGAACGGCUCCCAGUUCUUCAUCACCCUUGCCCCGACCCCUUGGCUCGAUGGGAAACAUACGAUCUUUGGACGGGUCAAGAGCGGGUUGAGCGUCGUCAAGAGGAUGGGGCUCGUCAAGACGGGGCCCGAGGAUCGGCCGCUUGAGGAGGUCAAGAUUAUCAAGGCUUCUGUCGUUGAAGAGGGCGGCGACGAAUAG